UCUCUGCCGCUGUCGCUGUCGCUGUCUCUGCCGCGGCGCUCUACGCUGCAAGCAACGGGAGCAGUUAACGCCCCACAGCAGCAGCAGGAGAAGACUCGGCUUAAUCCGGUCCCCCAGAAGCGCGUCUUUAUGCAGUCAAGAGCUCAACGCUGUGACUGAGAACAGUUCAAGCAACGAUCAGGAUUACUUAUCGACGCUCAACCAGCUAAAAAAGCCAAGCCAAACCACACGCCCAACAGAUAAAGUAACAGCAAUAGCAACAGUAGCCGUAACAGCAGCAGCAACAGUAACAGCAGCAGCGACAGCAACUGUAAUCAGAGCAACAAUGGUGAAAACAUUUCAGGCCUAUUUACCGUCCACAAAUCGGACCUACUCAUGUGUUCAUUGCCGUGCACAUCUGGCAUCGCACGACGAGCUCAUCUCAAAGUCGUUUCAGGGUAGCCAGGGACCGGCAUACCUAUUCAAUUCGGUGGUAAAUGUGGCCUGCGGCCAGACGGAGGAGCGUGUCCUGCUCACCGGACUGCAUGCGGUCGCUGAUAUCUACUGUGAGUGCUGCAAGACGCCGCUUGGCUGGAAAUAUGAGCAUGCGUACGAGUCCAGCCAGAAGUACAAGGAGGGUAAAUUCAUUAUUGAAUUGGCCCACAUGAUCAAGGAGAAUGGCUGGGAUUGAAGGGAGCGAAGCGGACGUCGUGCGUAAAGCAUUUUUGGUGGGCUGGCAGUCCGGGCGGCUUUGGGUAACGUUUUAAAUCCGG
This is a messenger RNA of Drosophila navojoa, 752 nucleotides long. RefSeq names its product Yippee-like (gene Ypel). The record is from RefSeq and is a predicted model, not a curated record. NCBI's taxonomy places the organism in Eukaryota, Metazoa, Arthropoda, Insecta, Diptera, Drosophilidae.